AUGUGGCUCUCCCUCCUCACCCUAGGCCUUCUGUCCAACACCAUCUGUGCUCUCAAGAUCGCAACUUCCCUACAAUGGAUCGAACACACGCCGCAACCUUGGGCCAUAAAAAACUUCUAUAAAGGCGACAGCGCUGCCUCCCUGACGAGUGGAGGUGUCGCAAACCUCGCCUCAGAUAAAUCAUUCGAUCUCGCCGCUAAUGCCGAAACCCAGGGUCUAAAGCAAUAUGCCGGACACAAGAAUAUCCGGCUGAUUUACGUGGUCUGUGAAGUCGCGUAUCGGAUUGUUGCGAAUAAAGCGAGUGGGAUAACGAAGUUGGAGGAUUUGAAGGGAAAGAAGAUUGGGACAAUGGCGGGGACGAGUGCUGGGGUGUUUGUGAGUAAGAUGUUGGGCAGCGUUGGGUUGAAGGAGAGCGACUAUACGGUUGUGAAUGGGAAUGUUUGUAUGAAGGCACCGUGUGGGAGUGGCACUUUCCCGCAGAUGAUCUCCAGCAAGCAGAUUGAUGCCUUUGGAAUCUGGGAGCCUGCUGUUGAACUCGGUGCGCAAGCGUUGGGAAGCAAUGCUGUUAUUUUCCAGAACGGGUCGAUUUACAGGGAAGUGUAUAGUUUGUACAGCACAACCGAAAAGCUCAAUGAUCCGGCCAUGAGGAAGAAUAUCGUCGCGUUUGUGAGGGCGCUGAAUGAGACAUUGAAUGUUUUUACGCACAAACCAGAGACGGUAUAUGCAACGGUUGCGCAGGCCGUCGGUAUGGAUGUCUCGGUGGUCAAGGAUGUGUGGCCGGAUCAUAAGUGGAGCGGGACUUGGGGACCAGAUCUCUUAGAUUUCUUGGUUGAGGAGGACGCCUACCUCGCGAAGAAGGAUGGGAGGGCUGCUGUGUCAAAGGCGGAUUUGGAGAAGUUUCUCGAUACGAGUAUUAUCGGGGAACUAUGA
Molecule: messenger RNA, 930 nt
Organism: Lindgomyces ingoldianus
Lineage: Eukaryota; Fungi; Ascomycota; Dothideomycetes; Pleosporales; Lindgomycetaceae
Product: periplasmic binding protein-like II
Exons: 1
Coding region: 1-930 (309 amino acids)
Source: RefSeq, a predicted model, not a curated record